Molecule: messenger RNA, 1631 nt
Organism: Syzygium oleosum
Lineage: Eukaryota; Viridiplantae; Streptophyta; Magnoliopsida; Myrtales; Myrtaceae
Exons: 3
Coding region: 657-1442 (261 amino acids)
Source: RefSeq, a predicted model, not a curated record
CUUCAUCUUCAUCUUCAUCUUCAUCUUCACGCGCUUUGUCUCUAUCCUCUCUCUCUCACUCUCAGCUUCAUCUUCAUCUUGCUUCGAUCUCUCAUCUUCCCUUCGAAUCGGCCAGGCAUGAGCGUCGUCACCUGAAGAAUCACCGAAUCGGAGCCUCGAUCCGCGCAGAUCGCCGCCCUCGUUCGAGCCUGUUCCUCCUCCUCCUCCUCCUCCUCGCCCAGCCGCCGUAGGCUCGUGUCGAUACGCCGCCGGCCACCGUGGCGACGCCCUGAGGCCCCGGCGCUCCGUUGUUAGGGCCUCGUGAGCCGGGGGGUUUUCGAAGAGCAUUUCACCAUGCCUUCGGUGCCCUGCGAUCACCUCCUGAUCCCUUCCCUGACCUACUUCCACGGUGGCUUGUGCCCGCACCGCCUGAAACACCUCGAGAAAGGCGAUCGGCGUGGUAAUCUUAGUUAACAUUAGGCUCUCCAUCGUUACCGUCGGCGUUCUCUCUUCGCAGCUGCGUUUAGGUUUUUCUUUUGCCUAGCUCUCUCUUCUGUUUGUUGUGCGACGUAAAAGUUCUUGGCCAUUGACGGACUUGUACCGAGCUGUGCGAGUUGCUGAGGUUUUGUAACCGUUUCGACUGCCCUUUGCCGCCGUCUUGUAAGAUACUCACAUCGAUGGACGGAUGCUGUUCGACUUUUGGGACCAACUCUUUAGCCUGUGAAAACUUGAUGAGUGAACUUGGCAAUACUCUGGGUAAUGUUUUACAUGUUGAAGAUGGUGAAGUUGUAGUUGGUACUUUGAAAGCAGAGAAAUCACAUGGAAGUUGUGGGCUUAAGGCUAAGUCACAUGAGAAGUGUCUCAAUAGAUGUGCAACUUUUCCAUUACCUGGAGAGAAGUUAUCUCCACAUUUGUUCCCUGAUGAAGAGGAUUAUGAGCCAGAAUCGGCUUUGCAAGAACUUUUCUCGGAGGAGCACAUUAACAAUGUCUAUUCACGUUCAAUUUCCUUUCCUACCUCUUUGAAGCUUGUAUCUGCCAUGAAAGGUACUCGUGAGAAACAAGGUGCUUCUCCUAGGAAGCUUACAGUGAGAUGGGCUCCAGAUGUCUAUGAUCCACUACCAACAUCAGUUUCUCACUUCCUCAAUAGGGGCACAAAGCAACAGAAGGUGCCCAAGAAGGAUAAGAGAAAUGGAAAGAGAGGCCAGAAGGGGAAAGACUUCUCACGAGGAGCAUCUGGCAAGGACUCUUCCAAGAGGGACAAGAAAAAGAAGCAAUCUCGCCGACCAUCUGGGAGUUCCGAUAGAUGUUUUAACAAGCUGGACGAUAAUGAUCGCUGUCUCAGCAUUGCAGAUGAUGUGCGCCAAUUUGAUAUUGGAAAUCCUGUCCCGGACUCCUCCUGUGGGAGCAGCUUCUUCAAGAACUCCCUGGCUCAGGUGCACUACUCUGCUGCAAAGGCAUUGUGAGAUGAUCUCUUUAGUUGAUGAUCUGAACUCUUCAGAGGUGAUGUAUAUAAAUAAUAUUAACAAGUGGUUUUGUUUGACGACUAUUUUAAGACCGUCUGAGUUACUCAUAUUUGGACAACAGUUGUGUUGAUGUUUUGGGACACCUAGUGCGAAUGUUUUGUCAAACCACGGUAUUAGCUAUGUUGUUUA